Abrus precatorius (Indian licorice) is the source of this 2747-nucleotide messenger RNA. RefSeq names its product LEAF RUST 10 DISEASE-RESISTANCE LOCUS RECEPTOR-LIKE PROTEIN KINASE-like 2.5. The record is from RefSeq and is a predicted model, not a curated record. NCBI's taxonomy places the organism in Eukaryota, Viridiplantae, Streptophyta, Magnoliopsida, Fabales, Fabaceae. Gene Ontology annotation, biological process: protein phosphorylation. The transcript is spliced from 4 exons. Gene Ontology annotation, molecular function: polysaccharide binding; protein kinase activity; ATP binding. Bases 264 to 2441 code for a protein of 725 amino acids.
AAUGUAUCAAUAUCUUUACCCCUUUUGGUGAGUCUCUAUCUUUUUAUCUAAUUGAUGACUUGCAAUUUUUGUAACUGAGAAUGGAAUAUAGCAAUUUAGAAAUUGAAUAUUUGUACGGUGGAACAAGGAAGAAGAAAACGCGAAAAAUGAGAACGCGAAAGCCUUGUGGGGCACUGUCAACAAUGAUACGCAUAUAUUUUCAAUUCGAAAAAGCAAAAGAAGAUUAGAAGCACAACAUCAAUGUGCUUUUGUGCUUUUCAGGGAUGGGAAAGGAAGGGUGGUACCUCAGUUGUUCCUGUGCUCAUAGCCUUGUGUUAAUAUUUGCCACAAUCCUUCUCCUAUUCCAACAAAAUUGCACCGCUAAGAACAAUCCACCAUGUCCUCCUUCAUCAUGCGGCAAAAUUGGUAACAUUUCUUACCCAUUUCGACUCAGAGGCGAGCCAAGCCACUGCGGCGACCCAAGGUACCAAUUAGAUUGCGUGAACAACGCGACACUGUUAACUUUGUUCUCAGGGAAAUACCAUGUACAAGACAUCGAUUACAAGAGAUAUAAAAUGGUAGUUAGUGAUGCGGGUGCAGGGGAGGACGCCACUUGUUCCUUCAUCCCUCGCUAUUUUUUGUCCGAUGGCAGUUUCAGGCCCACGGGCCUCGUUGGCCCAGAUGAUUUUGGAUCACAGCCUUUUCUUUUGGACCCCAUAGAUCCUCCGAGAAUAGCCUACUUCAACUGUACCAAUCCAGUGACUGGUGAUCCUCGUUAUGUUAAGGUGGAUACGAGUGGUUGUGGCUCGCGAGGGCAUGUCUAUGCUCUUUUGGAACCAUCAUUGUUUGAUUACCGUGUGAAGGACAUCAAGGUUGGGUGCAAUCUUACGGUGGCUACCUUGGGAAGUUCGAGGAAGCUUCCGGAGACACAACAGGGGAACGUUUCCUAUGAUGAGAUUCAUAGGAUAAUUGUGGAGGGGUUUCAGUUGUCGUGGUUGCCUGUUAUUUGUGAAGAUCGAUGUGGAAAAGGGACCAAUUGCGAGGUUAUCAAUGAAUCCAACGGACAAGUCCAAUGUAACAAGCACUACUGUCACUAUGCCUACCACACCACCGAUAAGUGCGAAUAUUGGCAACAGAUUAUUGGCUAUACUCGAGCUUAUCUUAGAGGCAUUAUAUUUGGAAUAGGCAGCAGAAUAACAUUUAGCACGAAACAAUUGGACAACCCUGUUGGACUAGAAUAUUUUGAUGGAGGAAUAUUCAUAGGACGAAAUGUUGUACCAAUAUUUGUGGCUGCUAGAUAUCUGUUUGGAAUUGUACUUCUCCUUGUUUUGUUAAUCUACAAGUGGCGUCGAAGACAUUUAUCAAUAUAUGAAAAUAUAGAGAUUUUUUUGCUAGACAGCAGUCUAAAUCCCAUUAGGUAUGAAUACAAAGAAAUAAAAAAAAUGACUGGAGGUUUCAAAGUAAAACUGGGUGAAGGAGGCUUUGGCUCUGUGUACAAAGGAAAACUUCGAAGUGGGUUGGAUGUAGCAGUGAAGAUGUUGUUGAGCAAAUCCAAUGCUAAUGGACAGGAUUUUAUAAGUGAAGUAGCUACCAUUGGAAGAAUACAUCACGUGAAUGUGGUACGUCUUGUUGGAUAUUGUGUUGAUGGAAAAAAACGUGCUCUAGUUUAUGAAUUCAUGCUUAAUGGGUCAUUGGAUAAAUAUAUUUUUUCUAAAGAAGGAAGUGACCCUUUAAGUUACGAGAAAAUAUAUGAAAUAUCUGUUGGAAUAGCUCGUGGGAUUGCAUAUAUACACCAAGGUUGUGAUAUGCAAAUUCUACAUUUUGAUAUCAAGCCUCAUAAUAUACUUCUAGAUGACAACUUCAUUCCAAAGGUUUCAGAUUUUGGACUAGCAAAGUUAUAUCCUGUGGAUGAUAGCAUUGUCCCCUUAACUGCAGCAAGAGGAACUUUGGGUUACAUGGCUCCGGAAUUAUUCUACAAAAAUAUGGGUGGAGUAUCGUAUAAGGCUGAUGUCUAUAGCUUUGGAAUGCUUUUGAUGGAAAUGGCAAGUAAGAGAAGGAACACAAAUCCUCAUGCAGAGCAUUCAAGCCAACAUUACUUCCCCUUUUGGAUCUAUGAUCAGUUUAAAGAAGAGAAAAAUAUUGAUAUGGUAGAUGCCUCGGAAGAAGACAAUAUUCUAGCAAAAAAGAUGUUCAUGGUUGCACUUUGGUGUAUUCAGUUAAAACCAAGUGAUCGUCCUUCAAUGAAUAAGGUGGUGGAAAUGCUUGAAGGGGAAAUUGAAAGCCUUGAAUUGCCUCAAAGGCCUUCUUUUUAUCCAGAUAAUAUCUAUGUACAUGAUGAACUCAACUCUGGGCAAACAUCAUUUAGUAGUUCCAGUUAUUCUGAUAGUUAUCAUGAUGAAAGCAUAACUGGUGAUUCACCAAGAAUAGUACUUGACAGAGAUAGGCAAUCUAUCUCGAAUUAAGUAUAGCAUUGGGGAGUACUGAGGGGAUUGGUGCUUGGAUAUGAUUGAUUUGGUACAAGUUAUUUAUUAAGUGUUGAAGUAUUGUGUAGUUUGAAACGGUUAGCUGCUGUAUAGUGCAUGGCAUGUUAUGACCUGGUGGUGUAGAUGAUUAUGGUGCUCCGAGACACCAUCAUGAAGUGUGGCAUAACUGCAAUUCCUCAACAUGUUAAUUUUUCCUUCCUUGAUUUUGUUGUCAUGAUUUUGUGCAAGUGUAAAUUUUUUAUUUUAUAUACUUCUGAUUCAAAUUUCAGUACAUGGUAAAUUAUC